AUGGCCGCCUCUCAGCAAAGUUUAGCUCAUUUUGUGGGAUCCACUCGUGAUGUGAAGGACUUCAUCAGAAAGACUGCUUACAUACAAAUCGCGGACAAACUGCAGAUCAAGUGCUUCACAAUAGAGCAAAGGCUAACAAUCCUGAAGAAUGGCCUCAAAGACAGGAGUUCCGCCGUUCGCAAAGUCGUCGAAUCAGUUCUGAUCCCAUCGUGGGUUAAAUGUUGUAACAAUAAUUUGAUUCAACUGUUGAUUGCGUUAGACAUCCAAACAGAUGUGGAUUUAAUAGAGAGAAUGCUUGACAUAUACUUCAAGCACUUGAACCGCGAAGUGGUAUCCGAGGAGUUGUCGAAAACAAAGUUUCAUCAAUUGGUGGAUGAGUUUCGGGACCAGAAUAUGACAACUGAUCGCUUCAAAGAAUUGAAUGCAAAUGAGAAAACCGGUGAAACAAGUGAUGGCACCGCUGCUGGUGUUGACGCCACUAUUGAUAGCGUUAUCAGUGUUGUACCCGAAGGGCUAACCAUUCCACAGUCGAUGGCGACCGCGGAUGAGAUACCAAUUGAAGACAAUCAACAAGUCAUGGAUGAAACGGAAGUACAAAGUGUUGACUUAUUUGAUCUAUUAGUUCCUGAUGUCCCCUAUUUCUGCGCUUAUCUCGAAAAGUUUGUAAAUAAUGUCAUCACUCAAGAGCUGUCUAUUGCGGACGCAUUGGACUUUGAAUUCAUUUUCAAUCAAUUCAUGAAAGUGUCGCUACUUUUAGACAUUGGAGACGACGCCCAAAGGAAGAUCUUAGUGAAGACCAUGCGUUCAAUACUAAUCGACAGCCAAAUUGGCGACAAAUUCAAUGGCUAUAUAACGCCAGUCAUGAAGUGUUUGGGCAAAAAUGGUUUUACAGAUAAUAACGCUUAUCUGGACUUUACCGUUGAGAUUAUCAGUGAGAUAUUUGCCACAACUGUAUCCACUGCUGAUGAGAUCGAGUCGAUGGCUGAUGAGUCGAAUCGAGAACUCGAAGACAAACGAAACAAAUUAAGCGCAGAUCUGGAGAAAUGCAGAACUGAUUUACAAGAUAUGGAAUCCGAGAGCCGAGAGAGUGAAGUGCAAGACAUGAGUCAAAAGAUCAAGGAUCUGGAGACAGAGAUCAAUGUCUUAAAGGAUAAGAUCGCCGCUAAUAAUACCUCAUUAUUGUCACAAUCAUCGCAAACAUCACAACAACCAAAGAGUUUAACGGAUUACCCGAAGUCACUGAUGAGUUGUUUGCAAAUAUUUUCGAGUUGUUUGGAGUUUGGAAACUAUGUCGAAGUGAAUGCUGUAAUGCAAACACACAUCGAGAAAGUGUGUUUACCCGGUUUUCUGAGUGAUAACGUGUCGGUGCGAAGGGUUGCCACUCGAUGUCUGGGCUUAAUUUUCCUGAAAGACAUCGAACCGAUCAAAAUCAUUGCAUUGCAAAGCAUUUUCGACUCCCUGUGCGAACACGGAAUCACUUUAUUUGACGAUAAAGUGGAUAAGAAUGGCGACAAAAGCGAAGACAACUCCCAAGUGAGACAACUGGCGUUCGACGACAGCGACGAGGACUUCAUCACAUCAUUGAAACAGUUCUUUGAGACACAACUGGACUCACAGGUGGCGGAGAUCAGGGAAACCGCGGUUCAAGGGGUCGCCAAACUCCUCAUGCAUUCGCGACUCUAUUCGCCGGAACUGUUGUCCAAAUUAGUGGUGAUUUGGUUCACACCCGACGAGAAUCAGACGAUCGUUCAGUUCAUCGGCGACUUCCUGCGUCUGUACGCUUUGGCCGAAUCCCAGGGC
This is a messenger RNA of Oppiella nova, 1800 nucleotides long. The record is from the annotation of a GenBank genome assembly. NCBI's taxonomy places the organism in Eukaryota, Metazoa, Arthropoda, Arachnida, Sarcoptiformes, Oppiidae.